GGAAGAGAAGAGAGAGACGAACACGAAGGGACCUCUCAAACCUUCACUCUUGAAUGUUUUCAAUCAAGAGCUAUUCCUACAAACUACAUUCGUGGAGAGACGUUUAGCCUCUAAUCAGUGCCGAUUUCGUUUUGUUUGGUUGGGAACCGGUGAUCCGAUAAAUGACGAUUUCAUAACAAGGGGUUUUGAGCUGUGACAGAAGGAGGUUAAGAAUGGGGUCUGAGGAUGCAGCCAAGGUCAUAGGAGUUGUAGUAUGCAUUGUAGUCUUGCUGAUAGUUAUUCUUAUACCAUCAUCAUUCCAUGGUGUGGAGUAUUAUCAGUAUGGUUUCAGUCGAAGGAAAUCCACAGGGAAUGUUGAUACUGACACUGUUUACUCAGGCGGUCAUUACCUGAUUGGGAUUGAUCAUGAAUUUAAGAUUUUUCAAGCUGAUGCCCAUCUAGUUGAGUUAACUCAAAUUGCUGUUUUUACCAGUGAUAGAUUGGAGGUGACCCUGGACUGUACUUUCCAGUACUUCCUGCGUAGAAGGGAUCUUAAGCUUCUUCAUGAUACCUAUGAUGUCUACUACAAGGAUAUCUUACGUAAUAACGCCAUUGAUGAGUUGAAGGGCGCCACCAAGGACUUCUCCACGCGUGACUUUGGUGAGAUUCGUGCGGAUAUAGAGAAAGUGUUGUUCAAUGCAAUCAAGAGUCGAUUGGAGGGAGACUGCUGCAAGUUCCAAUGUGAAAACUCUCCAGAAGGUUGCGUGAGAAACUGCAAACGCUAUUCAGAGUGCACCAUUGAAGACAAGGGAUUCUUUGCUGAUGUGCGCUUCUUCCAGCUCGGCUAUGUCAAUAUUCCUGAUGAUGUAUUGAGCCGUAACUUACAAACUCUCACACAGCUUGAAGAUGGGAUAAGAGAGGGAUACAUACAACAGGCUCAGCUUGCUAGGAAGGCCACAGAAGAGAAGGUCAAGGAAAUUGAAAAUUCUGCUGAGGAGAAAACCCAAAAUGCAACAGCUCAAGCCGCCCUGCUGACGUCGCGAGCCUCUGCCCAAGCUCAAGCCCUUGUUGAGGAUGCUCAUAGUAGAGGUCUAGCCCAGAUCUAUGGUGACCUCGGCAUCACAAGCCAGGAUCAGAAAGCCUCAUUGAACUACAUUAGAGUAUUGAGAGAUCAUGGUAAUGUCUUCAUGUCAGUUAACUUCAAUUCAUUAGUUACAGGACCUGUCUAUGGACACACUAACACUUAAAUAGCUCUGAUGAUGUGAUGUGUGUGUGUUAGGAGAUGUGAAGGGUAACCUUUGCUCUAUUUCACUCCAUCAUAAUGUGUGUGGUCACAAAUGGAGAUCAGAGACCACUCAUCUUAAGCAUUUCAAAGUGUGUUGUGAAAUAGAGCCAUGAAGGCUUAUUUACUGCAAUAUUUUUCUACUCUUUUCCCAUUUAUUUCGUAGUAUAGAAUUUGCACUAGCAUCUAUUUAAAACUUGCUACUACUGCGAUCUUUUAUUGAAAUCUUUAUUCAUUUAACCAAUGGGAAUUACAAGCUCAUGGAUUACAGCAUUUUGACUUAUCAUCUACAGACAAAUGAGCGGACGAAAAGAUUUAAGAAUGGAUACCAUUCAAAGACGAUUUAAAACAUGACAAGUUUAGAGGGCCAUGAAUGCUUUAACAGUCGUUUAAAACUGCUUUCUAAUGCUCGGUUCAUACUUCCUGCGAAUGCGAAGCGAAUUUUGACAUCACAUGGCUGUUUUUGCAGUGAAUUUUUUGCAGGAGUUGAGCACAAGAAAAUUGGUGCAUAUUAUUUGAUGCAAAGUAUUCAUUGCAAGUUUGUGACAUCCAAAUACUGUCCAUAAUCAAUUGUAUGGAAUGGUGACCUUUGAGUCCAGUACUGGCUGUAUAAUGACAUUCUGCCCCUCACCUGGGGCUUGUACUGACGACUGUGACCAGAAACAUGUUUUAGGCUCAUUCAAUAGGUUAAGCAUUUUCUUGGUUGUAUCGCAGUGACUUAGCUGUUCCAACGAUGUUGUGGCUCGGAUGGUUUAGAUUGUUACGGUACCCGCUGCUAAAAUAUAGUAUUCAAACUGCCUCUAGCCACCGGGCAAUCUCGGUGGUCUAAGUUGGUAAGA
Messenger RNA from Asterias rubens (European starfish), 2100 nucleotides. RefSeq lists its product as uncharacterized. The record is from RefSeq and is a predicted model, not a curated record. The transcript is spliced from 6 exons. NCBI's taxonomy places the organism in Eukaryota, Metazoa, Echinodermata, Asteroidea, Forcipulatida, Asteriidae. Bases 213 to 1226 code for a protein of 337 amino acids.